UCCCCCCCUACCUUCUCCCCCGCUUCUCCCUCAGCUCAAACUCUGUCCAUCGUGCACUAAUAAAGGAGAGGUCCUGCGCAAGCAUUCAACCUAACGAAGAGUCCCGCAGCAGACAGAGCAGCGACCCUCCCCAGCUCUGAUUCAGUCUUUUUUUUAUUUUCUUGAUUCUGAGUUCAAGGAUAAGUACCAAGGAGAUUCAGAUUAGAGGCCGAAACUCUCGCACUUGUUGCUGGCCGCGGCAGGUAAGCUGCUCUCUUGCGGCAACCAGCAGUCCUCGGAGUCUGGAGCGCACAUGGCACCGAGAAUACGCUCCUCGCUCUGCUGACAGCCGCGCACCAUGGAAUUACGCACUGGAUAAGGAGACUUAACAACUCCGUAGCUUUGUAAAAUACAAUCUCUCCCCAUUAAAGGAAUAUUUUUCCCCUCAUAUUUUACCGGUGGAAAAAAAUAAUCAAACGAAAAAGCCAUGUCGGGUUUAAACAGAACCCUCAUCCUCCGGACAGCUCGGACUCAGCGCGGUGGUGCAUCGUGUUCCUCACUCUCAUCCCGGUCAUCUUCAUGUCAGAACUCCGGUGCCAGUUCCAGGAUUUAUUGCGCCUGCCUGUUGCUGCUGCUGCUCACGACGCCUCGAGUGGACUCAUCGUGGUGGUACAUAGGCGCACUGGGAGCCCGAGUAAUCUGUGACAACAUCCCAGGUCUGGUGAACAAACAAAGGCAACUCUGCCAGCGCCAUCCUGACAUCAUGCAGGCCAUUGGUGAGGGCACCAAGGAGUGGAUCAGAGAGUGUCAGCACCAGUUCAGACACCACCGAUGGAACUGCAGCACACUGGACCGCGACCACACCGUUUUUGGACGCGUGUUGCUCAGAAGCAGUCGAGAAGCCGCCUUCGUCUACGCCAUUUCCUCAGCAGGAGUUGUGUAUGCUCUGACUCGUGCCUGCAGCCAGGGGGACCUGAAAACCUGUAACUGUGAUCCCCAUAAGCGAGGUCGAGCUAGAGAUGAAAGAGGCGAGUUCGACUGGGGCGGCUGCAGUGAUAACAUCAACUAUGGGAUCAAGUUUGCCAAAGCCUUCAUAGAUGCCAAAGAGAGGACAGUUCGGGAUGCCCGGGCACUCAUGAACUUACACAACAACCGCUGUGGCAGAACAGCAGUGAAGCGCUUCAUGAAGCUGGAGUGUAAAUGCCACGGUGUGAGCGGCUCUUGCACACUGCGGACAUGCUGGAUGGCCAUGUCGGACUUCAGGAAGACAGGUGACUUCCUGAGGAGGAAAUACAACGGGGCCAUCGAGGUGACCAUGAAUCAGGAUGGGACAGGUUUCACUGUAGCCAACAAAGCCUUCAGGAAGGCCACUAAAAACGACCUGGUCUACUUUGAGAACUCUCCGGAUUACUGCCUGCAAGACAAAACAGUAGGCUCCCUAGGCACGGCUGGGCGGGUCUGCAAUAAGACAUCUCGUGGCACAGACGGCUGUGAGGUCAUGUGCUGUGGGCGUGGCUACGACACCACCAGAAUCAAGCAAAUCACCAAGUGCGAGUGCAAAUUCAAAUGGUGCUGUGCGGUGGAGUGCAAGGACUGUGAGGAGGCUGUGGACGUACAUACAUGCAAGGCCCCCAAGCGAGCGGAGUGGUUAGAUCAGACCUGAGGACACGCCCCCAUCUGAUCCGUGUAAUGCAGCCCCACCCCUUUCCCCGUCGUGGGACAUCCAGUGGAACACUGCAUUCUGGAAAAGUUGGUCCAAAAGUGCUCUGCAUCUCCGCCCUCCACUUCUCCCACAUUGUUUCAUCAUCAUAACUGCACGGUUUUUCUACUUGUUUAUUAAAACAAUAGAACCACUAUGAAAUAAUAGUUAUUCGGACCGUUUCGUGUCUCUAUGACUGACCUGCCUGGAACAGGUUCCAGUGACACCGCUGGCUCUUACCACGAUCCAGUCCAGCCAACCCUUCGUUUCUGUGAUUACUUUCAACGGUUUGCUACUUUUGUGAUGCUUUACAGACAACAUUUCUUCAUUAACUGAGCCUUCAAACAUAUCCAGUAUUAUCAAAACAUCUUAUACUUGCAUUCAGUUUUGGGGGAAAAUUAUGUUUAUCGACUAAAACAAAAGUGAAAUUUAAAAAAAAGCGAACAUAUGUGAUUGGACUUGGGAAAGUAGCUUGGUAAGUGCAAUCUGAGAUAUAGACUUGGUGAAAUAGACCAACAAAGGACUCGAAGAUGGACAUGAGAUGGACGGGUGCAUUAUUGGAGCUUUUAAUACUAGUGUUUUUGUUGUUGUUAAUGUUGUUUUUAAGGCGAUAAAAGUUUUAAGCAAUUUAUUUAAAAUGAAAAGUGUUUCAUUUCUCAUCUAUAGAUGAGGCUGCACUACCUUGGCUUACACUGGGAGAGUUGCAAGCACUCCCAAUGCUGUGAUGGACUGGUGGACUGUAACUUCCAGUGUGCAAGAUGAGACAACCUGCUGCUGACAGAGAGACAAAGAAACCAAAUGUCUUGAAGCUCAUACGGUCGAGUUAACCACAUUAUUGACAGAUUUCACUUUUCUGCUUUCCAGCUUUCUUGUAUAACAUUGUGUAUAUUGCCUUAUCUAAACAGAUCUUCUUAUGAAAUAUAUGGUGUAAGAGAA
This is a messenger RNA of Oryzias melastigma (Indian medaka), 2614 nucleotides long. Its product is annotated as protein Wnt-2b-A. The transcript has 5 exons. The record is from RefSeq and is a predicted model, not a curated record. Gene Ontology annotation, molecular function: frizzled binding; cytokine activity. Gene Ontology annotation, cellular component: extracellular region. Bases 467 to 1642 code for a protein of 391 amino acids. Gene Ontology annotation, biological process: neuron differentiation; multicellular organism development; canonical Wnt signaling pathway. Lineage: Eukaryota; Metazoa; Chordata; Actinopteri; Beloniformes; Adrianichthyidae.